AGAAAAGUUUACAACCCCACAGGUUGUUUCUAAUCCAUUUUAUGAAGCAAAUGAUAUCAUACAAGUCCAAAAUACUAAUGAAUAUAUGAAUGCAAGCGAUACAAACUUUCGUUAUUCAAAUAAAAAUGGAACAAGAAAUGAUGGUUAUUAUGAAACCAUUUCAAACCAAAAGAAGAGAUGGCUUAAUUUUUCCAAGUAUAAGAACUCAAAGAAGAAUAAAAACAUUCACAAGAACACAAACCGACAAAAAACAGAGAGCGAUGUUGGUUCAAAAGAUAAUGGAAGGUCUAACGAUGCCAGGUAUGAAUCACUACCUUUACCAAAUGAAAGACAAAUUAAUGAAUGGAAAAUGAGGAUACAACAGGGGAUACUGAAUGAUAGCUUUCAACCACAAGAGACAAUUAAAGGAUCAACGCAGACUCUCAGAUCAAAUUUAUUGAACCCACGGGAAAGGUCAAAACAAGAUGAGCAAGCUAACAAAUACCCAUUUUACGAGGAGGUAGCACCACCUGUGAAGAAUCGUAAAGAUUCAAAGAAAUCGCAUAAUGCAAAUGACAGUGAGUCUUCAUCUCCUUAUUACCAUGAACUUGAACAGACAAAAAUUGAAAGUGAUCAAAAGGACAAGACAAUCGAUGAUGGCCCUGAAUACUUUGUGCUGGAAAAGAUUGAUUCUACGAGCAAAGUCAGCAAAUAUUAUCAAUCGCUGCACAGAGAACUAGAAGGGCCACUUCCCGCGUAUGAACCGUACAGACCACCUGAGACAUCGGACAAGUCGGAAUCAGGCGAUCAGCUAGAGAACGAUAAUGACGUGAAGACAUAGAGUGUGAAACACCGAUAUUUUCUGUUUCUAUCAUUAUCUUUGGCUUCAAGAAUUGAUUACUCUAUACUGGGUGUAUAAAAUAACUCCGAUCAUUUAAAAUCACUUGAGAACAGUAUGGUGAAUAUACAGAGAGCCACUCAUUGGAGCCUAUCCAUUGAAUUUUUUGGUGACCCGCAUAUUUUAGUACGCAUGUGAUUACCAUAGUGGCAGCCAAUCAAUUGCUUUUUUUUGACCAAUACGAAAAAUUAAAUGGCAAACGGCAGCCAUUAAUCUUAUUAAAUAUACAGCAGCCAGUUGCACACAACUCUAAUUGCGACUCGAUAUAUAGUCCCUGUAUUGCGACUCGAGUUUAGAAUUUCCAUGAUUCUGCAGUAAUUAAUCUCCAAAGAAAUCAUUUUCAUUCUUGAGAUUUGCAAAGUGUGGUAGCCGCAUUUAAGUCGUAUGUUUUGUGAGUAUUUUUGUCUUUUAGACAGAAUGUAAACUGUGCGAGUUUCAUUGUCAAAAUUUAGCGCAAUAAAUGCUCGUAUUUCUGCAUUCAUUUAAAGCAUUUGUGAGCGAAAUGAUUGUUAAACUACCUUGUAGAGUAUUCACUGCGUUGUUUUAAUUUACUCAACGUAGGAAAGAAGAACGUACUUUUCAAUCCCACGAGUAUAAAAAGUGUCCCUAGCAUUGUACCAUGAUAACUGCCGUGGCUGUUUUGCGAUUUAUAAGAUUGCUGUUUUUUUAUACAUCCUAUAGAAAUAGCUGGUUUUAUGCAGUUGUUUUUGAAUAAGAUGAUACUCCGACUGUUACUUAGCAUUUUUACGUUUAUAAUUCAUAAUUUUUUACAUUUUAGCAUAGUUUUCAAUGUUUUUUAAGCGACGAUAUUCAUACCAUAAACCAACGUAGUUAUCAAUCAAUGUAUUUUUUCUUCAUGCACGUUUUAAAAAUAAACAAUUUAAGUGAGAAAGCUAGAUGAAAUCAAACUUUUCGAUGCUGUAAACUUCCGACCAAAAGCCUAAAAAUAACCUUUCUUCAGCAGUUUUUAAAUGUUUCAUACAAGGAGUUGAUGAUUUACGUAUAUGAGCCUGGUAUCUUAUGGUCAGAGGCUUACAGUAUCUUAUUCAUUGGCUAUAUAUUUAAUUGAUAUUGUCAAGAUAACAAUGUAGUGAUGUCGCUUGUUAUAGUAUCCAUCUUUUUCCGCGCCUAGAAUAAUCACCAUUAAUUUCGUAAUUAAUUUUAUAAAAACGAUAAGAAAAAUAAUUAAAAUUAUUUAUAAUUAUUUAUGUAAGAAGUGAGUUAUACCUUCUACAGUUGUAACGAUCAUUCACUUGCUCUCUGUCAGAAACGCUAAUAUACUGAUUCAAUAUCAAAGGGUUCUGUCAAAAAAUAAGCGCAGUAUUUUUAAACACAUGUAGUUUUUGACGCGUAGCUAUAGAAGAUUAAAUUACAUACAGUGUGAUUCAAUAACAAAGUGCAUAAUAAAACUCAAGUUUAAUAAGAAAUAAAUUUCUUGACUUUGCGACAAA
Messenger RNA from Xenia sp. Carnegie-2017, 2328 nucleotides. RefSeq lists its product as uncharacterized. The transcript has 4 exons. NCBI's taxonomy places the organism in Eukaryota, Metazoa, Cnidaria, Anthozoa, Malacalcyonacea, Xeniidae. The coding region runs from base 86 to 820 and encodes 244 amino acids. The record is from RefSeq and is a predicted model, not a curated record.